Baudoinia panamericana UAMH 10762 is the source of this 1773-nucleotide messenger RNA. RefSeq lists its product as uncharacterized. The coding region runs from base 352 to 1494 and encodes 380 amino acids. The record is from RefSeq and is a predicted model, not a curated record. Lineage: Eukaryota; Fungi; Ascomycota; Dothideomycetes; Mycosphaerellales; Teratosphaeriaceae. The transcript has 4 exons.
ACACAGCGCCCUCCUCUCCUGUUGAGGGUCGGGAGAGUGUUCGAUGCCUUGCCCAUUUGUGGCCUGUGACCGGAAAAGCAUCGUGUGCUUAUAUGUAAGCUUUCGCGCAACCUAAUGCUGACCCAGAAGCACAUUUCGAUCGGUGUGUAAUACGAGUCCAUCGAAGACGUAAAUGGAUAAUCACUUCAUUAGAUCAUGUAGCAGCACCGUGAGGUAUAUAUGAAUAAAUAUAACUGAACUUCUGGAUGGAGAGCACAUUGCGGACGAAGAGCGAAUAGAUCGAGGCAGUUUGUUUUACGGGAGAGCGCGCUUUAGGAAGGCACGCUGCAUCGCGUGCGCGAGUCCCAUGGGAUGACGGAUCUACAUAACACGCCGAUUGUCAUUGACAAUGGCAGCGGCACCAUCAGAGCAGGUUACGCGGGCGAAGACCUACCAAAGUGCUUCUUCCCUUCGUAUGUUGGCCGGCCCAAGCAUCUACGAGUGCUAGCAGGUGGACUGGAGGGUGACAUCUUUAUCGGAAACCGCGCACAGGAGUUGCGCGGAUUACUCAAGAUCAAAUACCCUUUAGAGCAUGGUAUCGUCACCGACUGGGAUGACAUGGAGAAGAUAUGGCAGUAUAUCUACACAGAGGAGCUCAAGACGCUAAGUGAAGAGCAUCCGGUCUUGCUGACCGAAGCACCGCUCAACCCUCGGUCAAACCGCGACACCGCGGCGCAGAUCUUGUUCGAGACCUUCAAUGUGCCGGCACUGUACACUUCGAUUCAGGCCGUGCUUUCGCUAUAUGCUUCUGGGCGGACAACAGGCGUCGUGUUAGACGCAGGAGACGGCGUGUCGCACGCCGUGCCUGUAUAUGAAGGCUUCGCGAUACCCAGCAGCAUCCGCAGGAUCGAUGUUGCCGGGCGUGAUGUGACCGAACACCUCCAAACGUUGCUGCGCAAAGGUGGAAGCGUCUUUCAUACUAGUGCGGAGAAGGAGAUCGUCAAGCAGAUCAAGGAGAAGACGAGCUAUAUUGCGCUCGAUCCGAAGAAAGAAAAAAAGGAUUGGCUAGUAGCUAACAACCGAGGUGGAGACACGAAAGUUGUUGACUACGUGCUGCCUGACGGACAGCAUCUGAAGAUUGGUCCGGAACGCUUCAGAGCACCUGAGAUCCUGUUCGACCCGGAAAUCAUCGGCUCCGAAUGGCCUGGUCUGCAUCAGAUCGUCGUUGAUGCCAUCAACCGUACAGAUAUGGACUUACGCAAGUCAUUAUUCGGCAACAUUGUGCUUUCGGGCGGCUCGACCAUGAUCAAAGGCUUCGGCGAUCGCAUGUUACACGAGCUGCAGAGGUUGGCCGUCAAAGACAUGCGCAUCAAGAUCUUUGCACCACCGGAGAGGUUGUACAGUACCUGGAUUGGCGGCAGUAUCCUGGCUGGUCUCAGUACGUUCCGGAAGAUGUACGUCAGUAUAGACGAUUGGCAUGAAAACCCCGAUAUCAUACAUCAGAAAUUUGCCUGAAAAUGACUGGAUGAGCUGUUCUCCGUCCAAUCCAAAGGCCAGAUUACCGAUGGUCGCAAUGUACCGCUUACUAUCUCGUAAUUGACAUGGGUUGUUCCUAAUGGGCUCGCCACACCACGUGGCGUCAACCGAGAGACCAGCGCUGCACAAGGUCAUGCCCUGCCCAGGAUGCGGAGUGGUACCUGCCCAUCUGCGCAGAAGUGCCACGGUACUCCACAAAGCUACCGAACUCACCGUGCGGAGACGGAUCGAAUAGGCAUUGUGCUUGCGGGGAAGAGU